AUGGACCCUAAUCUUGAUUUUUGGAAAGAGGUGACAACUUUGAAGACUAUGGGCAAUAAGAAGACACUCAUUUACAUAAAAGUUACUAGACCGGAUAUUAUGCAUGCCGUUGGGUUCAUUAGUCAAUUUAUGGACAAGCCUAGGAGAGGUCAUUGGGAGGCUGAUUGCAACAUUUUAAGCUAUGCUGGUGACAAGAGUGAUAGAAAAUCUACAUCUGGUUAUUGUAAGUUUGUGGGUGGAAAUCUAGUAACAUGGAAGAGUAAAAAACAAACAGUUGUAUCAAGAUCUAGUGCUGAAGCAGAAUAUCAUGCCAUGGCUCAAACAACAUAG
Molecule: messenger RNA, 330 nt
Organism: Hibiscus syriacus
Lineage: Eukaryota; Viridiplantae; Streptophyta; Magnoliopsida; Malvales; Malvaceae
Product: secreted RxLR effector protein 161-like
Exons: 2
Coding region: 1-330 (109 amino acids)
Source: RefSeq, a predicted model, not a curated record